Closterium sp. Naga37s-1 is the source of this 3063-nucleotide messenger RNA. Lineage: Eukaryota; Viridiplantae; Streptophyta; Zygnematophyceae; Desmidiales; Closteriaceae. The record is from the annotation of a GenBank genome assembly.
AUGGAGGUGCGUUUUGAGUCGACUCGCAAGUCACUCGACUCAUUCUCGCCCCGCCCAUUCUCCCUCUUUCCAUCACCCCGCCCCAUUCUCCCGCUUUCCAUCACCCCACCCCAUUCUCCCGCUUUCCAUCACCCCGCCCCAUUCUCCCUCUUUCCAUCACCCCGUCCCAUUCUCCCACUUUCCAUCACCCCGCCCCAAUCUCCCUCUUUCUAUCACCCCGCCCCAUUCUCCCGCUUUCCAUCACCCCGCCCCAUUCUCCCCCUUUCCAUCACCCCGCCCCAUUCUCCCGCUUUCCAUCACCCCGCCCCAUUCUCCCGCUUUCCAUCACCCCGUCACAUUCUCCCUCUUUCCAUCACCCCGCCCCAAUCGACCACUUUCCAUCACCCCGCCCCAUUCUCCCUAUUUCCAUCACCCCUCCCCAUUCUCCCGCUUUCCAUCGCCUCGCCCCAUUCUCCCGCUUUCCAUCACCCCGCCCCAUUCUCCCGCUUUCCAUCACCCCGCCCUAUUCUCCCUCUUUCCAUCACCCCGCCCCAUUCUCCCGCUUUCCAUCACCCUGCCCCAUUCUCCCGCUUUCCAUCACCCCGCCCCAUUCUCCCGCUUUCCAUCACCCCGCCCCAUUCUCCCGCUUUCCAUCACCCCGCCCCAUUCUCCCGCUUUCCAUCACCCCGCCCCAUUCUCCCUCUUUCCAUCGCCCCGCCCCAUUCUCCCUCUUUCCAUCGCCCCGCCCCAUUCUCCCGCUUUCCAUCGCCCCGCCCCAUUCUCCCGCUUUCCAUCGCCCCGCCCCAUUCUCCCGCUUUCCAUCGCCCCGCCCCAUUCUCCCGCUUUCCAUCGCCCCACCCCAUUCUCCCGCUUUCCAUCGCCCCGCCCCAUUCUCCCGCUUUCCAUCACCCCGCCCCAUUCUCCCGCUUUCCAUCACCCCGCCCCAUUCUCCCUCUUUCCAUCACCCCGCCCCAUCCCGCUUUCCAUCACCCCGACUUAUUUUCCAUCUUUCCAUCACCCCGCCCCAUUCUCCCUCUUUCCAUCGCCCCGCCCAUUCUCCCGCUUUCCAUCACCCCGCCUCAUUCUCCUGCUUUCCAUCACCCCUCCCCAUUCUUCCGCUUUCCAUCACCCCGCCCCAUUCUCCAGCUUUCCAUAACCCCGCCCCAUUCUCCCGCUUUCCAUGACCCCGCCUCAUUCUCCCUCUUUCCAUCGCCCCGCCCCAUUCUCCCGCUUUCCAUCGCCCCGCCCCAUUCUCCCGCUUUCCAUCGCCCCGCCCCAUUCUCCCGCUUUCCAUCACCCGGCCCCAUUCUCCCGCUUUCCAUCACCCCGCCCCAUUCUCCCGCUUUCCAUCACCCCGCCCCAUUCUCACGCUUUCCAUCACCCCGCCCCAUUCUCCCUCUUUCCAUCACCCCGCCCCAUUCUCCCUCUUUCCAUCACCGCGCCCCAUUCUCCCGCUUUCCAUCACCUCGCCCCAUUCGCCAUCUUUCCAUCACACUGCCCCAUUCUCCCUCUUUCCAUCACCCAGCCCCAUUCUCCCGCUUUCCAUCACCCAGCCCCAUUCUCCCUCUUUCCAUCACCCCGCCCCAUUCACCCUCUUUCCAUCACCCCGCCCCAUUCUCCCUCAUUCCAUCACCCCGCCCCAUUCUCCUGCUUUCCAUCACCCCGCCCCAAUCUCCCGCUUUCCAUCGCCUCGCCCCAUUCUCCCGCUUUCCAUCGCCCCGCCCCAUUCUCCCGCUUUCCAUCACCCCGCCCCAUUCUCCCUCUUUCCAUCGCCCCACCCAUUCUCCCGCUUUCCAUCACCCCGCCUCAUUCUCCCGCUUUCCAUCGCCCCUCCCCAUUCUUCCGCUUUCCAUCACCCCGCCCCAUUCUCCCGCUUUCCAUCACCCCGCCCCAUUCUCCCUCCUUCCAUCACCCCGCCCCAUUCUCCCGAUUUCCAUCACCAAACCCCGUUCUCCCGCUUUCCAUCACCCCGCCCUAAUCUCCCUCUUUCCAUCACCCCACCCCAUUCUCCUGCUUUCCAUCACCCCGUCCCAUUCUCCCGCUUUCCAUCACCCCACCCCAUUCUCCCGCUUUCCAUCACCCCGCCCCAUUCUCCCUCUUUCCAUCACCCCGCCCCAAUCUACCGCUUUCCAUCACCCCGCCCCAUUCUCCCUCUUUCCAUCCCCCAGCCCCAGUCUCCCGCUUUCUAUCACCCCGCCCCAUUCUCCCGCAUUCCACCACCCCGCCCCAUUCUCCCUCUUUCCAUCACCCAGCCCCAUUCCCCCGCUUUCCAUCACCCAGCCCCAUUCUCCCGCUUUCCAUCACCCCACCCCAUUCUCCCGCUCUCCUUCACCCCACCCCGUUCUCCCGCUUUCCAUCACCCCGCCCCAUUCUCCCUCUUUCCAUCGCCCCACCCCAUUCUCCCGCAUUCCAUCACCCCGCCCCGUUCUCCCGCUUUCCAUCACCCCGCCCCGUUCUCCCGCUUUCCAUCACCCCGCCCCGUUCUCCCUCUUUCCAUCACCCCGCCCCAUUCUCCCGCUUUCCAUCACCCCGCCCCAUUCUCCCUCUUUCCAUCACCCCGCCCCAUUCUCCCUCUUUCCAUCACCCAGCCCCAUUCUCCCGCUUUCCAUCACCCCGCCCCAUUCUCCCGCUUUCCAUCACCCCACCCCAUACUCCCGCUUUCCAUCACCCCGCCCCAUUCUCCCGCUUUCCAUCACCCCGCCCCAUUCUCCCGCUUUCCAUCUCCCCGCCCCAUUCUCCCUCUUUCCAUCGCCCCGCCCCAUUCUCCCUCUUUCCAUCACCCCGCCCCAUUCUCCUGCUUUCCAUCGCCCCGCCCCAUUCUCCCGCUUUCCAUCGCCCCGCCCCAUUCUCCCGCUUUCCAUCACCCCCCCCCAUUCUCCCGCUUUCCAUCACCCCGCCCCAUUCUCCCGCUUUCCAUCACCCCGCCCCAUUCUCCUGCUUUCCAUCACCCCGCCCCAUUCUCCCUCUUUCCAUCACCCCACCCCAUCCCGCUUUCCAUCACCCCGACUUAUUUUCCAUCUUUCCCUCACCCCGCUGUUGGUGCAACCCUACGGUUUGCACUCGGCUUAUUGUCCGUGUGCGUGA